Messenger RNA from Colletotrichum graminicola M1.001, 1767 nucleotides. RefSeq names its product major facilitator superfamily transporter. Gene Ontology annotation, molecular function: transmembrane transporter activity. The coding region runs from base 1 to 1767 and encodes 588 amino acids. NCBI's taxonomy places the organism in Eukaryota, Fungi, Ascomycota, Sordariomycetes, Glomerellales, Glomerellaceae. The record is from RefSeq and is a predicted model, not a curated record. The transcript has 4 exons. Gene Ontology annotation, biological process: transmembrane transport.
AUGGCUUACCGCGAACAGCAUGAGAGAGUCGUCUCAACGUCGUCGUACUCGUCGACGGCGUACGACCCGGCGUCGUAUACAGCCAUCAAGGAUCCGAAGGAGAUAGACCAGCGAGGGGUUUCGGACCCCAUGCUGGUGGAUGAGUCUAACAGCAUCCCCGAAUGGAAGGCAUCGAAGCACCAAAUGGCCAUCAUCGCGACGCUGUCCAUCAUGUCCUUUGUCAUUGCAUUGGACGCCAACGUCAUCGUCACGUCUCUGCCGUCGAUCAUUCAAGAUAUCGGUGGAACGUCGACGCAAGCUUUCUGGGUCGGCACCGCGUACUUGAUCUCGUGCGCGGUUGCAAUGCCUUUCCUGGCAUCCCUUAGCGACAUCUUUGGGCGCCCCAUCAUCCUGGUUGGCAGCUUAGCUUUCUUCACCGUCGGAACCAUCCUGUGUUGCGUUGCGGACGGCAUCGCUCUUCUACUUGUCGGCCGCGUCGUCCAGGGUAUUGGUGCUGGAGGCAUGUAUGUACUCAGCCUCGUGGUCUUCACCGACAUCGUGCCCCUCCGCCACCGGCCGAAGCUCUACGGAAUCAUCCAAAUGGCGUGGGCCAUCGGCUCCCUCGUCGGCCCCAUCAUCGGCGGUGCCAUCGCCGAGCAUACGACGUGGAGAUGGAUUUUUUACAUCAACUUCCCCAUCUGCGGCUACUCGCUCAUUUCCAUCCCGGCAUUGUUGACCCUGAAGCCCCCCACGGCGACGUUCGCCGAGAAGCUCAGGCGCGUCGACUGGAUCGGCGGCUUCCUGUUCACCAGCUCCAUGGUGACGUUCCUCGUCGGCAUCUCCUGGGGCGGCAACGACUUCCCCUGGCGUAGCGCGCAGACAUUGGUGCCCGUCUUCAUUGGCGCCGCCGGUCUGGCCGCCACGCUGGUGUACGAGGGCUAUUACGCCGCCUUCCCGUUCCUGAAGAAGAUCCUCUUCACGGACGCCAGCGCCAUCACGGUCUACGUUCUCGGCCUUCUGCAGGGUUUCAUCCUCUACGGUCAACUCUACUAUAUCCCCUUCUACUUCCUCUCCGUGACGCAGUACAGUCCUACCAUGGCCGGUGUAGCCAUGCUCCCCGUCACCCUUCUCCUCCUCCCAGGAUCCAUCAUCUCGGGAAUUCUCGUCUCCCGAUUCAACGCCUACCGCUGGUCCAUCUGGAUCGGCUGGGCCCUUAUGUCAGUCGCUUCCGGCCUUCUCAUCUCCUGGGACGUCGACACCCCGCUCGCCGUCCACAUUGUGACGCUUGCCAUCGGGGGUAUCGGGCACGGGUUCGUGCUCAACGCGCAGACCUUUGUGACUGGCGCCAUCGUCGAGCCGCAGAACUCUGGCCACGCGGCGUCCAUGUACCUGUUCCUUCGCAUGCUCGGCUGCGCCAUCGGCGUCAACGUCGGGUCGACGACGUUCCAGAACGUCAUGGGAUUGAAGCUUCAGCGGCAGGGCAUCGCGCAGGACAUUGCGCAGAGGGCCGAGGAGUACCUCGUCGUGCUCAAGACGCUGCCCGACGGCACCUUCAAGGACGCGGUUCUCGAGGCGUACGCGUUCGGCUUCAAGGGCGUGCACGGCGUCUACGUCUCGCUCGCCGUUCUGGCCUUCUUCGGCAGCUUCCUGAUCCGCCACUACGACCUGAACAGGGUGCACGAGACGGAACACAAGCUGCAGGACAACCGCGUGUCCAGGCUGUUCGAAAGCCGGAACAACGGCCGCGGCCAGCCCAUCCCGUCGUCGCCCGUCGACGGCGGUCCCUGA